GAUACCGGAAAGGCCUCCGUGUUGUGCUCUUCGUGGAGGCUCACCCUCCGUGUCGCUCUGUUUCCCAUCGGACUUCUCGGCGGCGGAGGACGGAAACAUGUGCACGAACAUGCCGCCGGACAGCUUGAACCUGGAGUCCCAGCUUCUGUCCAUCAUGGACGUGCUGGUGAAGGCGGCGGUGGCCGAAAUCAGUCAGCUGUUCUCGGAGAGCGCGGCGUCUCUCCGCAUGCAUCUCACCCAGAGCCUGAAGGAGAACGAGGCGCUGAGGAUGAGGAUGAAGGUGACGCGGAGCGAGCUGUUCUCCCUCCGGCUGCAGACCAGGAGCAACCGACCGGCGAGCCGCUUCUCCUCGGUCCGAGGAAACGUCCCCAGACCGCGGAUCAAAUCUCACGUCGUCAUUAAGCCUCCGGUGCCUCAAAAAGCUGUUGGAGGAGCUGCCUCUGUUUCUCUACAGUCAGACAACAAGAUUUCCUCUGGCACUCAAGUGCAGUGUGCAGAUGUGGAGAGUCCAGAUGUGAUUCUGAUCAAAGAUGAGGAUGACGUGGGAGGAUGUGGACCAGAUGUAGGUCAGGACGACUUCGGAGGCCAUCGCCCACAGGGAGGUGUUACCACAGGGACUCAGAAGUUAGACUCUGGUUCCUCCUGCCUAACAAGUGAUAGUGAGGAGCUGAGAAUCGUGAGUGUUCACAGCGGAGGAGAAGUGCCUCUGCAUGGCGAGAGUGACACCCUCUUCACUGCCUCUGAACUUCAGGCUUUCAGCUCGCUGUCUCCAGACCACAGCGUCACCCAUGAUGGUCUCCUCAACUUUACCACCGGUGCCAAUGAUGGUGCCCAACUGAGACUGAUGCAGGAUAACAGUGUUGGACUGUUGGAGCGAAAUCAUUCCACUCAAGCAUUGACUUCUGCAAUAAAAACAACAAUAGUCGGAGCCGAUGGUCACGUGGGGCACCCGAGUCACAUUAGCCAGUUCUCCCAGCAGCAGAACAUCUUCCCUCACGGUGUCAACAAAUCCCUCGACUGCAGCUUCUGUGGCGAUCGCUUCCUCAGCCGCGAAGACCUGAUCGUUCACCGGGCAAGUCACACCGGGGAGUCGCCCGUUGUCUGUACCUUGUGCGGCAAGUCUUUCGUCAACAAGACCACGCUGGGCAUCCACAUGCGCAUUCACACCGGUGAGAAGCCGUACGUGUGUCCGCAGUGCGGGAAGCGCUUCACGCAGAACGGCAGCCUGAAGAUCCACCUGAGGACUCACUCCGGAGAGAAGCCGUACACCUGCAACCAGUGCACCGCCAGCUUCAACAACCCCAGCAACCUGCGCAGACACAUGAUAACACACAACACAAACGGGUUGCUCUGACCACGGCUGACGAAAACAUUUAAUAUCCUUCACCUUUUUUAGGCUUUCUUACUUUUACUGACACUUGUAUGUUUUGACAUGGGUCAAAGGUAUUUAACAACCUAUGAGUACUUUGUAUGUAUCUAUUAACUUCACACUAAAACCAUUGUGUGUUGAAUAAUUACACUUGCAUUCAUUUUUAAAUCUAGGAAAAGUAGCAAUAGAAAACGUCUAUAAUAUAAUAUAUUUUUUAUUUUUCCUCCCUGCUGAUUUUUUUAAUUCUUUUAAAAAUUUGAAUGCCUCACAUCAGCUCAACUCCACAAUUUGAAGUUUCUUCCAUCACUAUUUCUACAUGAGUAACUUUUUGAAUAUUACUUUAUUUACUCUACACUACACAGGUGAAGCAAAGCAUGAAACAUAUUACAUGAAUGACUUGAGUUUGCUAAACACGAUGAUCAGGAGGCUAAAAUGAACAGAAACCAUGACGGUGAAAUUAAAAGGAAUCACAGCUUCAGGUGAGAUCAGAAAACUGAGGGAAGUUUUAUAUUGUGAUAUUAAGAAAUAUUGUGAUACAGUUAAAGGGGGAGAACAUCUACAGUAAAAUGGCAGUGUAACAGUUCAUUAAUAAAAUAAAAAUAAUAAAGUUAUUGUUGGCCAAUCACAUUACAAAUGAAUGCAUACACAUGAAGGUAUCAAGAAAAUCAUUGUUUUACCCUCAUUGGACCUCAUGGGAUAUUAAAGGGAUAUUUAAACUGGUACUUCAUGGCAGAUUCCAGGGAUGAUGUAGUCUACACAUUUUAUUUAUAUGAUUUUAGAGGCAACGUAAACUAAACUAAACUGUUUUAAAGUUUGCACUUUUAGAUUCUCCUGUCACACAAAUAGAACCAGUUCUCAGAUAAACUGACUAAACUUCAUCAGUCUUCACAUUGUUGUUAAUUAGGCUGGAUUUAUAGUGACCUUCAUACCUUGCACCAGGAGAGAGCCAUUCCCGUCUUUCGUUUUGUAUGGUUCAUUAAAAACAAACUACCUCCGCUGUUGAAGCUCUUUUUCCUCUUUGUAUACUCUUAGAAAGUUUUGGACUGGGCAAUAGUUAAUUUAGUGUGUAUUCUGUUUAUGCAUUUGUAGUCUGCAUAUGUGAUACUGAAUAAAUAUACAUCUUUUUACAGUU
Molecule: messenger RNA, 2501 nt
Organism: Hippoglossus stenolepis (Pacific halibut)
Lineage: Eukaryota; Metazoa; Chordata; Actinopteri; Pleuronectiformes; Pleuronectidae
Product: zinc finger and SCAN domain-containing protein 2
Exons: 4
Coding region: 98-1354 (418 amino acids)
Biological process (GO): regulation of transcription by RNA polymerase II
Molecular function (GO): RNA polymerase II cis-regulatory region sequence-specific DNA binding; DNA-binding transcription factor activity
Source: RefSeq, a predicted model, not a curated record